AUGGGAGAAUCCUCGCGUCCCAAGAAACGGUCCAAGACUGUCGACACAUCUAUUCCGGAAAUCGCUGCUGAAAAGGCAGAGUAUGAAUUAUCAGUUCACCCUCACCCCAGGGAAAGAGAGGAGCUAGAUGUGUAUGACGGAGGUGAGUUUAACAUUUCCAAGCGUUACAAAACGACUGCCAAAUACGCCCGCAAACUUGAAGACGCCGAAAUAAAUCCGUUCACUGGUAGGAAAUUCAGUCAGAAGUAUGUGGACAUUUUGAGGGUUCGUCGUGAAUUGCCUGUUCACGCACAGAGAGACGAGUUCCUUAAAAUUUUCCAGAAUACUCAGAUCAUGGUUUUCGUUGGUGAGACAGGUUCUGGUAAAACCACACAGAUUCCCCAGUUUGUGUUAUAUGACGAGAUGCCACAUCUGAACGGAACUCAGGUUGCUUGUACUCAACCAAGAAGAGUUGCUGCCAUGUCGGUUGCAGCAAGAGUUGCAGAUGAAAUGGAUGUUGAACUUGGAGAAGAAGUUGGUUACAGCAUCAGAUUUGAGAACAAAACUUCGAAGAAGACCAUCCUCAAAUACAUGACCGAUGGUAUGCUUUUGAGAGAGGCUAUGGAAGAUCAUGAUUUGAAAAGAUAUGGCUGUAUUAUUUUGGAUGAAGCGCACGAGCGUACAUUGGCUACAGAUAUCUUGAUGGGUUUGAUUAAACAAGUCAGUGUCAGAAGACCGGACCUGAAGAUCAUUGUCAUGUCAGCAACUCUUGAUGCAGAAAAGUUCCAAAGUUACUUCAACGAUGCGCCUUUGCUGGCCGUUCCAGGUCGUACCUAUCCUGUUGAAAUUUACUACACACCCGAGUUCCAGAGAGAUUACUUGGAUGCUGCUAUCCGUACGGUUUUGCAAAUCCAUGCCACUGAGGACGAAGGAGACAUUUUGUUAUUUUUGACAGGUGAAGAGGAGAUUGAAGACGCAUGUUCCAAAAUCUCUUUAGAAGGAGAUUAUUUGAUCAGAGAGGAAGGUUGCGGACCGUUGUCUGUCUAUCCUCUGUAUGGUUCCUUACCACCUCAUCAACAGCAAAAGAUUUUCGAUCCAGCACCACAGCCAUUCAAGCCAAACGGAAAGCCAGGAAGAAAAGUCAUUGUUUCCACCAACAUUGCCGAGACUUCGCUUACUAUUGACGGUAUUGUAUACGUCGUGGAUCCUGGAUUCUCAAAACAGAACGUUUACAACCCAAGAAUAAGAGUCCAGUCGUUGCUGGUGUCGCCAAUUUCCAAAGCCUCGGCACAACAGAGAGCGGGAAGAGCUGGUCGUACCAGACCAGGUAAAUGUUUCCGUCUCUACACUGAGGAAGCAUUCAAGAAGGAACUAAUCGAGCAGACGUAUCCGGAGAUUCUGAGAACUAACUUGUCAUCAACAGUGUUGGAGCUUAAGAAACUCGGAGUUGACGACUUGGUGCAUUUCGAUUUCAUGGAUCCACCUGCCCCAGAAACCAUGAUGAGAGCAUUGGAGGAGCUCAACUAUCUUGGAUGUUUGGAUGACUCUGGAGAGCUGACUGCUUUGGGUAGAUUAGCGUCCCAGUUCCCAUUGGAUCCUAUGCUUGCUGUUUUGCUCAUUGGAUCUCCUGAAUUUAAAUGUUCUGAGGACGUGCUCACUGUGGUAGCAAUGCUGUCUGUUCCUUCUGUCUUUGUCAGACCGUCAGGAAAGUCUGCAAAGGCCGCUGCUGAUGAGGUGAAGAAAGUCUUUGCCCACCCUUCAGGAGAUCAUUUGACAUUGCUCAAUGUUUUCAACGCAUUCCAGUCGGAAGAAGCACAAGAAAUUGGAGUGAGUAAAUGGUGCAAGAACAAUUUCCUGUCUUACAGAUCGCUCAAGUCUGCAGAGAACGUCAGAUGGCAACUUUCCAAAUUGAUGGAGAAGUACGAUCUGGAGCUCAACUUCACCGACUAUGAUGAUCCUAAGCAUCACAUCAACUUGCGUAAGGCGCUCGUUGCUGGUUUCUUCAUGCAAGUUGCUAAGAAGAAGAGUGCCGGUAAAGGGUACAUCACUGUCAAAGAUAACCAGGAAGUUUUAAUACAUCCGUCUACCGUGCUUGGCCAGCAAGACGAAUGGUUGAUCUACAACGAGUUUGUUCUCACAUCGAAAAACUACAUCCGCACAGUCACUGCCAUCAAACCAGAGUGGCUGAUCGAGUUGGCUCCAAAGUACUACGACCUUUCCCAGUUCCAGAAAGGAGAUGUCAAGCUGAGUUUGGAGAGAGUCAAGGCGCGCGUGGACAGAAAAUAG
Molecule: messenger RNA, 2265 nt
Organism: Ogataea philodendri
Lineage: Eukaryota; Fungi; Ascomycota; Pichiomycetes; Pichiales; Pichiaceae
Exons: 1
Coding region: 1-2265 (754 amino acids)
Cellular component (GO): spliceosomal complex; intracellular anatomical structure
Molecular function (GO): RNA helicase activity; ATP binding; RNA binding
Source: RefSeq, a predicted model, not a curated record